Penaeus vannamei (Pacific white shrimp) is the source of this 3587-nucleotide messenger RNA. The record is from RefSeq and is a predicted model, not a curated record. Lineage: Eukaryota; Metazoa; Arthropoda; Malacostraca; Decapoda; Penaeidae.
GAGGUGAGGCAGGGAGGGGGACACCUUAGCGCCUUUACCGCCCCCAUCGGCAGCUUCACCUUGGGGUGGCCCACAUAUGCCAUAUGCUGGCACUUAUGUUCCCCCGGCUACAGGCUACGCGCCAAUGCCAUUCAAUUACACCAAUGAAUCAUAUGCAUUUAAUAGAGACAGCAGCACCAACAGUGGUUCUGGUAGUAGUGGUGGAACCCAGAAAAAAGUUGAACGAAAAUCGGCAUCUCCAGCCCAAAGUGGAAGUGAUAGUGAGGCCAGUCAGCGCAGUGCUCGCCGCCUGGGUAGUGGAGGUGGUGGUUCUGGCAGUGGCAGUAUUGGUGGUGGCGGAGGUGGUGGUGGCGGUGGGACAGGUGGAACAGGUGGGGGAUCCAGUGGAUCUGAGAGAUCAACAGCAACUACGUUAUCCCAACCACCACAGCAACCACUUCCGCCUCAUUCCACUCAUCAGCACCCUACAGGUGUGCCUUCGACUUACCCUCUGCAUCCCUCCCACCCAUCACAUCCACCACAUCUGUCACACCCUCCUGGCCUGCCUCCCCUUCUCCCUCCCCAUCCUUCCCACCCUGCCCACCCUCACCCAACAAGUGCCCUCACCUCCCACAGCCACCCAAAUGACCCCCCUCCAGCAUACUCCUCCCUCAUGCUUCCCCCGGGAAACUCGCACCCCGCUCCACCUUCACGCCCUGUGGAGCAGAUGAACCCUGACCUGGCAGCUAGUACCAACAGUUUCAACCUGGCCAUGGACAACCCCUGCAACUUUUUUGUUGAUUCUGUCUGAAGCUUUAAUUGUUUGAGGAAGACAUCCAAGGGUACCAGUUUAGCGACCGCAGCUAGUCACCUGGACCGCAUGGGCGCAGUCGUGUGGAAAGUUAGAGGAGGACCCUAGCCAGAGCUUAACUCUCAGUGGAAACAAACCGCUUAAUGUUAUCAUUGUUAAUAAUGUUGCAAUUUUUAAAUGGUUCCUGUUGCUUCUAAGAUGACCGAUCCUCCCCUCCCCACCCCCUUUUCUAUUGUUAUUAUUCAUUUUUCUGUUAUUUGUGUGUUGGUCAACAAGAAUGUGCUUUUGUGCUAUUUGACCGAAAUGUGUGGAGUUUACUUGAGGUGGUCAUUUUCUUAGUGUAAAAGGUCAGAUUUUAAAACUGAAAACUGAAAAACAGACUUUGUGCAUCCUGCAACAACAUCCAUUCCCUUGAUUUCCCUCUGAUUCUGUAAAAGUGGUAUAGAGAUUGAUAUAGAAGAGGAAGCUGGUCAUUUAGAUGCUCAAUAGUAUAGGAAAUUUCCAAUAAAUCAAUUUGAUAACAUUAACCAGGUGUUACUACUGUUCUGAUGAGGAUAUUGGCUUGGCAUGAGUGUGGUGGAGCUCUAAGAGACAAACCCUUUUCAUAUGUUUGUUACAGUAGUCCAUCACCAUGGUCAUGAAAGACAAAUUACUAGGGGUGGGAAUGUGAAGAACAAUAUUAGUUAUCUCAUAGAUGAACUCGAGGCCAAAACUACUGAUGGCAACAUGGCUCUAGAGUGUCUUGCUCAUCAGUAAAAAGAGACAAAUACAACUCUGAGGAAAAUGAAAAUUGUUGCUCUCGACUGAUGGUCGUGGAUGAUUGUGGAAAAAAGAGUGAACUUGCAACUGCAUAGCUACUUCUGGGUCAUAAUUAAGAACAAGAUGGCUGUACUGUGUCCUAGAAGAUCCAGGUUUAAAAGUGCAAAUCAGUGAAAAGGGAUUUUCCAUUAUAAUAAAGUGACUUCCAGGCUUUGCAUUUCUACAGGUUCAUAUGCAAUAAUUUCACACAGAAUUUAUGUAGUGAGUCUCAAGACAUUUUAGUAGACUCUGCAACCUGUUUAUGCAAUAUUUGUAUUAACAAUAUGUUUACUACUGUGUACAGAUAGUAUGAGAGACUAUGUGGUCAGCCAGCUUGAGCCUUUUGUGUGAUGUUCAUACGGGGAUCUUCAUAUUCAUAUCUUGCUAAGUGUUUGGGUCUCACCCUCUCAUGGUAGUGUUCAGUCUCAAAUGGCACAGCUGGAUGGGUUUGGUGUAUAUUUUAUCAAAUCAAACCAACCAAUGGCAGGUAUGAUUAAAUUUCCUUCAUCUUGUCUUGGCUGUCAAAAGAAUCUAGAAAUAGUAUGGGUAUGCAAGAGAGAGAACAAGCCUAGACAUUUUAGACUGAGGGUGACAUUGGUUUAUAAGUUGUGCACAGAAGGGGCCAUGACUGUGUGUUGUAUUUUGGUAAUGUUUGGUCUCAUUAUGCAGCUGUCAGACUUUUAGGGAAGAUUUGUGUAUUUUUUAAACUAAGUUUCAAGGGCAGUUAAAAAAAGGAGUUGUAUGGUAAUCAAAUUUGUUUAUAACUUUUAUUUAAUGGUAAAGACUUGCCUGUAACUGUGAAGAGAGCAGGUAGAUCUGAUAAGGUUUUAUUAGUUGUAAACCUUAUUAAAUUUGAAGUUGAGGGCUAAUAUCUGAUGCAAGUUUUUCCUUUUCCUCCCUCUUUUUUAAUUUGCUAUUGAAUAUAUGUACAGACCAUAUUCUGUCUUGUUUGUUUACUCAUUACAUCUUUUAGAAAAGUCAUAGAAUUCGUGAAUACUAAAAGGUGCAGCAUUCUAGAUUUUAUCAUAACUGAAUUUUUUUUUAUUGAUACUAGCAUUGUAUUGGAUCUAUUUUGUUUCCUUUAUGCAGAAAGUUAUAAAUUGGAAAAAAAAAAUCAGCAUUUUGAUACCCUGAGUUGCAACUUUUAUUAGCCCUUUAAUUCACUGACUGAUACUCUUCACUUAUUAUUAGUGGUUAAUGAGUUCCUAAUUUUUUAUACAGAAUCUUGGCAGAGAUGCUCACCCUGUAAUAUACGGACAUAGCACAAACUUAUCCAGAAGGGCUGAAUGUUGCAGUAUCAUUUAUAUUACUUACUGUGUCAUGCUUCUUAGGAUAUUUAAAUAAUACUUUUUAUAGCAGCUUCAUUAAUGAAAGUACUUGGGAAUUACAAAAAGGCAUCUGUUAUAUAUAACAUUAUCACAUUGUUUUUCUUUGUUAUUAUUAUUGAUUUAUCUUUUCUUCUUUCAUUAAUCUUCAGGGGCUGGAAGUCACCAUAUCGUACUGUACAUAUAUACUCUAGUUUUACAGAGUACCAUUGUGUCUUCGCCUACAGCCUGUGAUGCAAUUGUUCAAACAAUAUGUUUCAUCUCUGCAGUAGUAUGAGUGUUUUGUCUCUGCCAUUUUAUUGUGAUUUUUGUCCUGUUCCUUUUAAAUUUUGUAAUCUGUAUUUAUGUAUAUAGACAAAUCAGUAUGAAAAGAUAUUCUCCCAUACAUUGGAAUGGCUUCUGCAUAUCCGUUACCAUAAUGUAUGCUUCGACAGGUGUCAUGAAUUGACUCAGAUAUUUGUAUGCAGACAUGAGUGAUGAAAAGUCCUUGAAACAGGUCGUCAUGAAUGAAAAUAUUACCUUUGCUGCCACUGCUUCCAAUGGUUUGCCUGGAAUAUACAGUGAAGGUCAUUUUGAUUGUUCAAGUGGUACCAGUAAAUUGUUUCUUCACAUACAUACAUAUAUUCAUUCAUUCAUGCAUUCACUGAUUCAUUCACUCACUCACACUUUUACAU